CUCUACAUCUACGUGUGCACCCCUUAUGGGGCAACGCUAUUUCAAGACCUGGGAUGAUUUCUUUAUGGCUUUGACCAAGACGAGACUCAUCAACUUUUCCGGAGGCGAACCUCGACACGUGUCGACGCAAGAAAUGCUGACCUGAAGAAGAACGGACGGCUGUCUAGUAAAACUGAGGUUCCGUCUUCGUUUGAUAAGUACUAUCGCCGUUUAUGCUGAACUCACGGCUGGAGUCGCCCCAGUCGCUCUACUGGCAAACGAAAGAACUAUUUUGUGAAGUCUACGGGUUGUGAGGCCCAGAUAUCUGCUACUGUGGUUUGGAUGGAAGACAAAGGAUUUCAAGUUAAGGUGACGCAGCAGAAUGCGACGCACAACCAUGGACUGGGGCCGACCAUGUACGAUAACCACCCGGCUAAUCGACGUGUUGACGACGCCGAGAUGAUUGAUUUUGUGGACGAGCAUCAAGCCGCUGGAGCAAAGAAGAAGCUCAUCAUGGAGUUUUUGAGACGCAGAUCGGGUAAGAACGUCACUCUGCGCGACGUUCAUAAUAUCGUACAAAAGCUAAAAGAACGUCGACGAGGAUCCACCACAAUUGAGGCGAGGCUGGAGGCCAACCUUCGCGAUUUCUGUUCGCGUAAGGGGAACACCGCCACCAUUUACGUGAAUGACGACAAAUUAGCUCAAACGAUUACCUUUCAGACGCAUCAGAUGCGCAGGUUUUUCGAAGCGGUUCCGGAGGUGAUGAUGGUCGACGCCACACACAACACGAACGACGCUCGGUACAAACUUUUCAGUUUUAUGAUCCACGACAAAAUCGAUGGUAUUAAGACGUGAGGAGCAGCUUCAGCAGAACGAUGCCACCAGUUGUGGACCACUAGUUCUCCUCUUUUUUUAAUGUGCUGUCCGU
Molecule: messenger RNA, 907 nt
Organism: Phytophthora nicotianae INRA-310
Lineage: Eukaryota; Oomycota; Peronosporomycetes; Peronosporales; Peronosporaceae
Exons: 2
Coding region: 322-834 (170 amino acids)
Source: RefSeq, a predicted model, not a curated record